AGCCCUCCUCCUCCUCCCCAACAUCCGGGCACUCGGGAGGGGGCUACUGAAGCGCCGCCUCUGCGCCUGCGCGAGUGGCCUGCCGUCCCUUCGACCUCUACCGCUGCACCAGCCCAGACGGAGAAGCCGCCGUUGCAGGCCAGAAGGCCCAGAGCCCCUCCGGCCCCAGACGCCGCCUCCGCCGCCAUCAGCAGCAGCUAAAGCAGCCUCCGCCGCCGCCAUGUUCGCCUGUGCCAAGCUGGCCGCUGGCUCCCCUGCGUUGAUGCGCAUGGGAUCAAGAAUCCUUUAUAGACCAAUUUCUGUAUCAGUGUUGUCUAGGCCGGAGGUCAGGACUGGAGAGGGCAGCACACCUUUCCUUACUGGGGCUCAAAACACAGGCAGCCACCUAGCACUAAGGGAAUUUCAAACAAGUGCUAUCAGCAGAGACAUUGAUACUGCUGCAAAAUUUAUUGGUGCUGGUGCUGCCACAGUAGGAGUGGCUGGUUCUGGUGCUGGUAUUGGAACCGUCUUUGGAAGUCUAAUCAUUGGUUAUGCAAGAAAUCCUUCUCUGAAGCAGCAGUUGUUCUCCUACGCUAUUCUGGGAUUUGCCCUGUCUGAAGCCAUGGGUCUCUUCUGUCUGAUGGUUGCUUUCUUGAUCCUAUUUGCCAUGUGAAAAUACCCUUUCGUACUUUUGGCAUUAAUGAACUACAAUGUGAUUCUGUGAACUUCAGCUUGGUAAAAUGUUUAUCAUGGAAAUGUAUGCUACUUCCAAAGCAGCUUAAUUAAAGAUGGUAAUGAGUUUAAA
Messenger RNA from Sceloporus undulatus (fence lizard), 784 nucleotides. RefSeq names its product ATP synthase membrane subunit c locus 3 (gene ATP5MC3). The transcript is spliced from 5 exons. Gene Ontology annotation, biological process: proton transmembrane transport; proton motive force-driven ATP synthesis. Lineage: Eukaryota; Metazoa; Chordata; Lepidosauria; Squamata; Phrynosomatidae. The record is from RefSeq and is a predicted model, not a curated record. Gene Ontology annotation, molecular function: proton transmembrane transporter activity. The coding region runs from base 221 to 652 and encodes 143 amino acids.